Messenger RNA from Macrobrachium nipponense, 1319 nucleotides. Its product is annotated as ubiquitin domain-containing protein UBFD1-like. The transcript is spliced from 7 exons. Gene Ontology annotation, molecular function: cadherin binding; RNA binding. Bases 224 to 1123 code for a protein of 299 amino acids. The record is from RefSeq and is a predicted model, not a curated record. NCBI's taxonomy places the organism in Eukaryota, Metazoa, Arthropoda, Malacostraca, Decapoda, Palaemonidae.
GCUGUCACGUACGAUGCAUUUUUCCGACGAGAAAACUUUUCUUAUAAUUUGACUGAAAUCUUGAGAAAAAGUCGAAGUGCAUCGUCGAUAGCUUGAGCAAAUAUGUUUCAUCAAAAACAAUGAUCAAAUGAUCCACUCAUAAUACGCAUUGCACUGACAGUCGACUUUCUAUACUCAAUAACGAAGGAAGAAGAAGAAGAAGGCAGGGGGAUUUACAUUCGUAAUGUCCAACGAAGAGAAAGUAAUCAGUAAUGAUGAUCAGUCCAGUUGUAAGAGCACAGAUAUUAGCAACACAUCAGUGUACAGUUGUAAAGUUGCCACCACGGAAAGUGAAACUAAAACUGAAGAAGUUCAGCAGGAACCCUCUCCAGAGACCACAUUGCAACCAUGUGAUGAGAAGGACGAGAAGCCAGAUACUACAGAUAACCAGAAUAUAGCUGGCGGAGAGACUGUAAGUUUUAAACUCAUCUACAGUAAACAAAAAUAUGAUAUUGAGUUUCCAGUAGAUAAUACAAUCAAACAGCUGAAAGAACAUCUAAGCUCCAUAAUAAAUGUGCUACCAGCUAUGCAGAAGGUCAUGAUUAAAGGAUUAGCCAAGGAUGAAAAAACCUUAAAGGAACUAGGUGUUACUCCUGGAUCUAAGGUUAUGGUAGUAGGCUCAAAGUUAGAUGAUGUAGUCAGUGUCAACAAUCCUAAAACAGAGAGCACCACAGCUGAGAAGUCAAGUACUACAACGUCCACAAAAGAGCCUCUUUGUAAGCAAAAGCUGCACCGUAAGAUUCUCGACAAAGGUUUACCAGAAGAUGUAAUGCCUGGCAUCAAGAAUAGCAAGGAUGUGUUACCAUCUUAUCCCCUCUCUGGAAUGCUGAAUAAACAUGGAGGAAAGGUUCGACUGACUUUCAAAUUGGAGCUGGACCAGGUUUGGAUAGGCACAAAAGAAAGAACGGAAAAGAUUAACAUGAACCACAUCCGUCAGAUUGUCUCAGAAGCAAUAGAGGGAUUUGAGCAAUAUCAUAUUAUGGGAUUUCAGCUAGGACCAACGGAAGCCUCUAGAUACUGGAUAUAUUGGGUUCCUGCUCAGUAUGUAGAUGCCAUCAAAGAUACAGUUUUGGGUAAAUGGUGAAUGUAAUCUACUGCAUAUUUAUAAUCACACCUUUUUAUUAAUUGAAUAUAACUAUAUUUUUUGCCAUAGGUGAAACAGAAUAUAAACUUACCAUGGAAAGGAUCAGUUUUGAUGGCUUUUGCUUAUACAAGGUUCUAUGGUAAGGUUGCUCAGCCAUACUCCAUAUUAUCUGAUUAAUAAAAGUUCCUUAAAUUGU